GAAUAUUUCAGGUAUCGUCUUGUAACUUCAGUGUUGGAAGGCCUUUAAAAGAAGCUCCCAAGUGCUAUACCAUUAUGUUAAUAUUGUCAUGAUAUUUCUUCCAGCAAUUACGGGCCUGUCAUGUCUGUGAGCAUUCCUCGUGAACGCUCAUUUGGUUUUGUGAGAUUCCAGUAUCCCGAGACAGUAACGCUACUAUUAUCAGACUGGAACCCUCAGAUCCCUCACUUCAUCUUGGGAGAACCAGUUCGUGUCUACCGUUAUAUCCCCAAGCCAGAAGCCAAACUAAAGAACUCUGCAGGGAACCAUGGGCUAGAAAAUGGGCGUGCACCAGAAAUGGCUCUACCACUAGCUCAUAACCAACCUUCUCACUCUCAGAUGGAAAUCGGUCCUCUAGAAGGUGGAGAUGCGACAGGAUCAUCUUACGGAGAUUCAGCAGAUCACAGCCAACCUUCUCACUCUCAAGUGGAAAUAAAUCCUCCAGAAGCUGGACAAGUGCCGAAUGGCUUGGAGAUAAAUCCUGUAGAAGGUGGACAAGUGGCAGGUGGCUUGGGCGAAGAGGCAGCAGAUGAACAGAUUGCUGAUGAGAUGGUCCCAGCUCUUCCAGGUUUUCCAGAUGUCGGUUGUUUCUACAAGCAGACCUGACCAGCCAGCAGAGCAAGUGCAGUCAUUAGAAAUCCAUUCUCCUUCAGAUGCUGUUGAUUAGAUAGAUAUACUCUACACGACAUAUUGUAGAUUAGAUGUGGUAUACUUCAGGCGCAUGAAAGCUUCAGUAGGUUACGCUGAAGCCAUAUUAUAGUGGAUCGCAAGCACUUUUGUGGUUUCCUGUAGAUCAUAUAAACCAACUCCAGAUACAGUAACGUCAACAUUGGCAAUUUUGUACAUCCGAAGGAAGCAUUUUCCUUGACUGUCUGAUUUUGGGGCCAUUCCCCUGCUGAUACAUCUAAGCAUCCUUGUAAUUCUACUC
Lolium rigidum is the source of this 964-nucleotide messenger RNA. RefSeq lists its product as uncharacterized. The transcript has 6 exons. The record is from RefSeq and is a predicted model, not a curated record. Bases 121 to 642 code for a protein of 173 amino acids. NCBI's taxonomy places the organism in Eukaryota, Viridiplantae, Streptophyta, Magnoliopsida, Poales, Poaceae.